AUGGUGGUCCCACGGACUGUCGAAACCGUUCCAAAGAAGGGCGCAAAGAAAGCCUUGCCCAAACCUUCAGGCAAGGCGGGCAAGAAGCGCAAGAGGGCGAGGAAGGAGAGUUAUGCUAUUUACAUCUACAAAGUGAUGAAGCAGGUUCACCCCGACACCGGCAUCUCCUCCAAGGACAUGAGCACCAUGAACUCGUUCGUGAACGACAUUUUAGAGCGCAUCGCGGGCGAGGCUUCCCGCCUGGCCCAUUACAACAAGCGUUCGACCAUCAGCUCCCUGGAGAUCCAGACCUUUGUGCGCCUGCUGAUGACCGGGGAGCUGGCCAAGCACACCGUGUCGGAAGGGACCAAGGCAGUGACCAAGUACACCAGCUCCAAGUGA
Molecule: messenger RNA, 381 nt
Organism: Pristis pectinata (smalltooth sawfish)
Lineage: Eukaryota; Metazoa; Chordata; Chondrichthyes; Rhinopristiformes; Pristidae
Product: histone H2B 1/2-like
Exons: 2
Coding region: 1-381 (126 amino acids)
Cellular component (GO): nucleosome
Molecular function (GO): protein heterodimerization activity; DNA binding; structural constituent of chromatin
Source: RefSeq, a predicted model, not a curated record